Molecule: messenger RNA, 957 nt
Organism: Mesorhabditis belari
Lineage: Eukaryota; Metazoa; Nematoda; Chromadorea; Rhabditida; Rhabditidae
Source: the annotation of a GenBank genome assembly
AUGCGAGAGGUGAGCGAUUCAAAAAGUGACCCCGAUGUGGCCGAGAGUUUGAAACGAUUGGCGUUUCUCGGGAUCGCGAUCAGCACAAUAGCCACAGUGACGGCAAUCGUCGGUGUCCCUUUGUUGUACAAUUACAUGCAACACGUUCAAUCGAGUCUCGGCGAUGAGAUCGAGUUUUGUCGACACAAAACCGAUGGACUAUGGCUCGAAUUCUCAAAGUUCGAAGCUGCAAAAGGCUACCCGGGUCGUUUAAAACGAGAGAAUUCAAGAAAGAAUUCGCAGAGACGGAAAGCAGCCGCUAGGGGCACAAGCACAUAUGUGGGACAGAGCUAUGAAGCUGCAGUUGAGAAUAGCCAACAAUUUGCACCUCAAUGCUGUUCUUGCGGUGUGGGGCCAGCUGGGCCGCCAGGUCCUCCAGGAUUUGACGGAAAUCCCGGCCAAGAUGGUCGACCCGGUUCUAAUGGACAACCCGGCCAUGACGCAGGUCCAAAUGACAUCCCAACGUCGGAAGAUUUUUGCUUUGAUUGCCCACCAGGUCCAGCGGGAUCGCCAGGAGCCAUGGGACCGCCGGGAAAAGCUGGAAUUCCUGGACAAGAUGGCAUUACUCCGCCCACUCCUCCGCCUGGACCCCCUGGCUUGCCAGGACCUCAAGGACCUCCUGGAUUUGAUGGACAACAAGGAAAUCCUGGUCAGCCUGGAAUCCCUGGACAGAUCAUUGAAGUACCCGGAACGGCAGGGCCACCUGGGCCUCCUGGACGACCGGGACCUGCAGGUCCACCUGGCCAUCCAGGACCACCAGGAAUCACACACUCGGGACCACCUGGGCCACCCGGAGACCCUGGACAAGAUGGGUUAGCUGGUAAUCCGGGACUUCAGGGUCCUCAAGGUGAACCUGGAUAUCCUGGACCGACAGGCAGCUGUGAUCAUUGUCCACCGCCGAGAACAGCUCCUGGAUAU